Messenger RNA from Gloeophyllum trabeum ATCC 11539, 1989 nucleotides. RefSeq lists its product as uncharacterized. The coding region runs from base 46 to 1911 and encodes 621 amino acids. The record is from RefSeq and is a predicted model, not a curated record. The transcript is spliced from 2 exons. NCBI's taxonomy places the organism in Eukaryota, Fungi, Basidiomycota, Agaricomycetes, Gloeophyllales, Gloeophyllaceae.
CUUGUAGCCAUCGCUGACCCAUUUCCUGAGAACCUCUCGCCGACGAUGACGAUAGAAGGCGGCAGCACAUCGACCUGGCAUGCAAUUCGACCGUGGAUGCCGCCGUCGCUGACGCUGACCACUCGCGAGAUCACCUCGGUCUCAGCCACCUUUGUCCUCUCGACAUGCGACUGGAACUCGCAGAUCAAGUCGCUCAGCGAGACGUUCCUGGUAUCUUCCAAGUCUGCCGAAGACGAGGAUGGGAGCGAUGAGGAAGAGAACAGGGCGCCGAUUGCGGAGACGCUGUCGAAGGGCUUGUCAGUGAAGGUAAAUAGCUCGCCCUGGCAGCGGGUCCUCAUCCGGGUGGACGAGCGGGCGGAUGAGGCGGUAGUUAUUGUCUAUGGGUUGCUACCAGGAAGAGGGUAUGAGAUUGAACUAGGGGUGAUACACGAUGUGCCGGGUGCGGGGCUGGAGGGACUCGGGGAGGAAGUGCAUACGCAUGAAGAACGCGUACGGAGAGAUGUGGUGACGGAAGGCACUGAACAUAUCCAUGCGGACGGGACGGACGACACCCAGUCCAGUUCCGACUUCUUCUCUCCAUCCGACCCUCCAUCGCCCUCGUCGUCUCUGAAUAGCGUAUCCCCGCCCCCUCGUCCAACGAUUACGAUUGAGCAGUACACGAAUACGCUCCUCGCCCGGCUGACGGCCCUCAACAACGAACGAAGCGAGCUUAUAGCCACCCUCAAAGCAACGAGGAAGGAGAGCCAGAAGGCCGACUCCACCCUGCGGUCCGAGAUUGAUAUCCUCAAGCGCUCUUCGGAACGCUUCGUCAAGGAGGAAGCGCGGGCGAAGCAAAAAUUGCUUGCGCUACAAGAGGCCGAGAAAAGAAGCCGCUCAGCAACCGAGGAGAUCGAGGAACAGGCUAAGGAGGUGCAGUCUGAUUUGCCUGAGCUGGAGGCUGAGAGAACAAACAAGGAGAAGGAGUUUGAGCGGGUCAAGGCUGAGGCGGACAAGGUGCGGGCUCGGCGCGAGGAAGUGGAAGCUGAUGCGAGGAAGAGAGACGAAGGGUUAAAGGCAGAGUUAGGAAGGGAGGAGGCGCGCUUGGAGAAGCUGGGGGCAAGGAGGGAGAGGCUAGAGGGCGGUGUCGCAGAGCUCGAGGACAAGCUAGAGGAGGUGAGGAGGGAGAUCGACCGCGUUGAGAGGGAGGAGUACCCACUGGAUGAGGAUGUCGAGCAGUCGGAUCCUGCCGUGGGUGAGCGGGGUAAUAGCGCGGGGCACGAGAGCAAUAUCGCACCUGGCCAGCCUACGCAGCUGCAGAAGAAACGGCAUCCGCACUUCCUACAUCCGCGGAACAAUUUCUUCGGCGGGAGAGGGUAUCAGCACCACAGCGCUGGUCCAAUACAGAGGCCACAUCAACAGUCGACAUCCCCAUUCCAUAAUCACUUUCACCACCACCACCACCAGAAUCAUUCUCCCUUUGGGGGCGGGUACCAUCAUAACAGGAAUGGGGUGCCGACUGGCCCCAAGGGGCCAACGCGGAUUUCAGGGAACGCCGCUGGAUCCUCCUCCUCAGGCUCCUCGGGCUCGUCGCCGCACAUACCCUCGGCAGCGGCCAGUUUGUCGACCGGCGGAGCUACCGCACCGAUCACCAUCCUAUCCAGCCGCGCCCCGCCGUUCGAGCCAUCGUCCGGCCGGUAUGCCAAUCGGUCCUCCACGUUCCCUGCUCCCUCUGCCUCUGAUGCCUCCCGCGGUCAUAACCAAACGCAGUCUCUGUCACAGUUCACGAGCAGUACCUCGGAGCUGAAUCCUGCCAGUGCUCCGUUCACGCCGAGGAUGGCGCACCUGGCACGAGCGGCAAAUGCUGCUGAUCCUGCCGCGCAGCGGGGUGGCAAUAGCUCGGUAGUUGGCUGUAUGCAUGAGCUGGAUAGAUAGACUCUAGGGAUAUCGUUCUUACAGCAGCUUCAUGCCGUAAUCAAACAUUAUAAUUUAUGUAACAAUGUACUUGUUCAC